Messenger RNA from Castor canadensis (American beaver), 2847 nucleotides. NCBI's taxonomy places the organism in Eukaryota, Metazoa, Chordata, Mammalia, Rodentia, Castoridae. The record is from RefSeq and is a predicted model, not a curated record.
ACCGGGAGGAGGGCCCCGGGGCCGUGCAGCGACUUCCGGAGGUCACGGGGCCCGACGCCUUUCCCGCCACGGCCUAGGACAAGUGGCGCAGCCCCCUCUGGACCUGCCCGCGCGGGGACCCUUGUCCCGGGCGCGCUGAGCCGCAGCGGCGCGGCGGGAGAGGACGCGGGCUCCGGCACGGUCUCCGUCGCCUGUUGUCGGGGAGCCCUGGGCCCCGCGCGCUCCCUCGGCCUCUGCCGCCCCGCUGCAGGCGACACUCCGUGGGGUCCGUGUGACACCCGUGCAGCAGCGUCUUCUGCGUGGAGGGCCUGGCUGGCCGCUCGGCGUCGUGUGCCGGUGACUGUAGGGCCGCUGUGCAGAUGGUCUCAAGGUCAGGUUUUUCUUUCAACCUCAAAACAGACUGAAAAGUUGAACUCAGAAUCCUUUUCUAGGAACACAGGCACUCAGGUAUCUACUAUGGUGUUGGGUCCUGAACAGAAGAUGCCAGAUGAUGAUGCCUCUGGAGACCAUGGGGACUCUGCCAGUAUUGGUGCCAUCAACCCGGCCUAUAGUAGCUCCUCACUCUCACAGUCCCUUGAGAACUCUGAGGAGCCCUUUGCCACCUACUUUGAUGAGAAGAUCGCCAUUCCUGAGGAGGAGUACUCUUGUUUUAGCUUUCGUAAACUCUGGGCAUUCACGGGCCCAGGCUUUCUUAUGAGCAUUGCCUAUCUGGAUCCAGGAAACAUUGAAUCUGAUUUGCAGUCUGGAGCAGUGGCUGGAUUUAAGUUGCUCUGGGUCCUUCUGUUGGCCACCAUUGUGGGACUGCUGCUCCAGCGUCUUGCAGCUAGACUAGGAGUGGUCACUGGGCUGCAUCUUGCUGAAGUAUGUCACCGUCAGUACCCCAAGAUCCCACGAAUCAUUCUGUGGCUGAUGGUGGAGUUGGCUAUCAUUGGCUCAGAUAUGCAGGAAGUCAUUGGCUCAGCCAUUGCCAUCAACCUCCUGUCAGCAGGAAGGGUUCCCCUGUGGGGUGGAGUUCUUAUCACCAUCGCAGAUACUUUUGUAUUUCUGUUUUUGGACAAAUAUGGCUUGCGGAAGCUGGAAGCAUUCUUUGGCUUUCUCAUUACUAUUAUGGCCCUCACAUUUGGAUAUGAGUAUAUUACAGUGAAGCCCAGCCAGAGCCAGGUUCUCAGGGGCAUGUUUGUGCCAUCCUGUUCCAACUGUAGCACCCGACAGAUUGAGCAGGCUGUGGGCAUCGUGGGAGCUGUGAUCAUGCCACACAACAUGUACCUGCACUCUGCCUUAGUGAAGUCCAGACAGGUAAACCGGGCCAAUAAGCAGGAGGUUCGAGAAGCCAACAAGUACUUUUUCAUUGAAUCGUGCAUUGCUCUCUUUGUUUCCUUCAUCAUCAACGUCUUUGUUGUUUCUGUCUUCGCUGAAGCAUUUUUUGGGAGAACCAAUGAGCAGGUGGUUAGUGUCUGUAAAAAUAGCAGCAGUCCCCAUGCUGACCUCUUUCCUGAGGAUAACUCAACUCUGGCUGUGGACAUCUACAAAGGGGGUGUUGUGCUGGGAUGCUACUUCGGGCCUGCAGCACUCUACAUCUGGGCAGUGGGGAUCCUUGCUGCAGGACAGAGCUCCACCAUGACAGGAACCUAUUCUGGUCAGUUUGUUAUGGAGGGAUUCCUGAACCUAAAAUGGUCACGUUUUGCCCGAGUGAUUCUGACACGCUCUAUUGCCAUCAUCCCCACUCUGCUUGUUGCUAUCUUCCAAGAUGUGGAACAUCUAACAGGGAUGAAUGACUUCCUAAAUGUUCUGCAGAGCUUACAACUUCCCUUUGCUCUCAUACCCAUCCUCACAUUCACGAGUUUGCGGCCAGUAAUGAAUGAAUUUUCCAAUGCAAUAGGAUGGAGGAUCGCAGGCGGGAUCUUGGUCCUUAUUGUCUGUUCCAUCAAUAUGUAUUUUGUAGUGAUUUAUGUCCAGGAUCUAGGGCAUUUGGUGUUGUAUGUGGUGGCUGCAGUGAUCAGCGUGGCUUAUCUGGGCUUUGUGUUCUACUUGGGUUGGCAGUGUUUGAUUGCACUGGGCAUGUCCUUCCUGGACUGUGGGCACACGUACCACCUGGGAUUGACAGCUCAGCCUGAACUCUAUCUUCUGAACACCAUGGAUGCUGACUCCUUUGUGUCUAGAUGACUAACAGCCUGAGAGACUAUACGUGAACAUUUUCUCUAAGCCUUUUUGGGCCAAGUGUCUGUUAACAUAUCUCUGUUAAUUCAGAGGUGAGUUUUGUUCAAGUGUUUUGAACAAAAGCAAAGAUUUCCUCAUGGGAACAGGGGUAAAAGCUGACAGCUAUAAAUGUAGGUCAGAGACCCACCCACCUCACAACACUCAUACAAUAGCCAGAUUAAAUGACUGGCUUGUGAUGGCCACACACUCCUAUGGGCUUGUGUCUUGACUACUGGAAUUUUAAAAACAUGUGUUUAUAUGUAUUUAUGUAAACCUGAACAUAUCAGUUUGAGAAGAAUUUUAAGGUUAUAGAAAACUAAUAGGUCUUUUGUUAAAAAAUAUUGUUCAGAUAAAUUAGAUAAUUGUUGUCCAGAUCACAAGCAAGAAAGGAAAGGAAAUAAUGCUCUUUUGACAGUGAACUUGUCAAACUGACUAUCUUUUUAAAUCACUUUACUCUGCUGGUUAAGUUUCACUUCACUGUCAUCAACCAAAGAGCAUCUACUAUUAAUCAGCACAUCAUUUCUAAAGAAAACCCUUCUACUAUUUGAUAAUCAUAUUUAACCCUAGUCAUCAGCCUGCUUUUUAAUUACUAUUGUCUUUGUUGUCACUUUCCUUGAAUUUUUUCCUAAUUAUUAAACAAAGAUAUGAUGG